ACAAUUUUUUUUUUGUUUUUAAGAAUUGUUCAUCAUUUUCAGCCAUGAGAUAUAAUGUUAUGUUUAUGGUUUCUUGUGUUCUCACAUUUCUCGUUCUAAAUAAUGUUGAAGUCGAGGUGGAAGCGAAAAAAAAAUUUGGAUGCAACGUCGACGACAGUUUUCAAGGAACAUGCGGAAAUAAUGGAAAGAGUGCAUGUGUAAACGAUUUUAAAAAAAAACUUGGCUUUCCAAAUAAUAUUGGAAUACGUUGUGACUGUUCUGAUCGACCUACCAUCCCUGGUAUACCUCCCAGUCGUAAAUGUGCAUGUCAACAUGAUUGCUAAAUUUUUCAAGAUCUCUAUGACCAUAAUUUCUUUUCUAAUAACUGGGUCAUGAGAUCAAAGUAAUCGAGAGUUUUUGGGAUAGAUCUGGCAAGAAAAUGGGUCAUGCCUGACAAAUAAUUAAGUCUCUGAAUUGUAUUAUUCAUAGUUCAAAAUAAAUAUAAAUGUGAGCUAAUAAUAUCCAAGUUAUAUU
This is a messenger RNA of Brassica oleracea var. oleracea, 513 nucleotides long. Its product is annotated as putative defensin-like protein 225. The record is from RefSeq and is a predicted model, not a curated record. The transcript has 2 exons. NCBI's taxonomy places the organism in Eukaryota, Viridiplantae, Streptophyta, Magnoliopsida, Brassicales, Brassicaceae. Gene Ontology annotation, biological process: signal transduction. The coding region runs from base 45 to 323 and encodes 92 amino acids.